Molecule: messenger RNA, 1089 nt
Organism: Nicotiana tabacum (common tobacco)
Lineage: Eukaryota; Viridiplantae; Streptophyta; Magnoliopsida; Solanales; Solanaceae
Source: RefSeq, a predicted model, not a curated record
GUUUUCCUAAAUACCAAGUCUCAAAAUUAAAUUCCAUCAAAACUUUGUGAAAUCCCCUAAUCUGAAAGAAAACCAUAAGAAAUGGCUUCACUUUCUUCAAAAUCAAAUCACGUUCGAUCAAUCAGUUUGCCUAGUUUGCCUGGGAGAUCACACCCUACCAUCCAGAGAGUUGAAGAGGAGCUAAAGAAGCUCAAAUCAUUAGAAGUAUCUGUUGCACCAACAACAGUGAGCAAUGGUCUAAAAGGUUUGGAGAAAUUGUACAAGUGCAUAGAUGAUCUUCUCAACUUGCCUCAAACCCUUCAUGCCCUCUCCCAAAGUCUACAUGCAAAAUGGGUUGAAGAUCUAUUGGAUAAAUCAAUGAGGCUUCUUGAUCUGUGUGGCACUGCAAGGGAACUUGUAUCACAAUGCAAAGAAAAUGUAAGAGAUCUCCAAUCCUCCCUCAGGAGGAGAAAAGGAGAUUCAACCACAGAUGACAACGUUACCAGAUUUACCUCUUUCAGCAAGAAGAUCAAGAGGGAUGCCAAAAGAUUAGUAUUUACCUUGAAAAAAAUGGAUCAAGACACUACAGUAUCUGUUUUGCUAGAUGCAGAUCAAGAUACAAUAGCUGUGAUUAGCACUAAAAGAAGCUAAUGCAGAAUGCAUUUCAACUUUCCAAAUGCUCUUGUCCUUCUUGUGUGUACCACUUUUGAAGCCUAAGGAAUCUAAAUGGCCACAGCUUUCAAGAUUGGUAAACAAAGAAAGAAUAGCAUCACUAGUCUUAGAAGAAAAGAUGAGCUUAGAAACCAGGCUCGAAAGCUUUGAGACGUAUCUUGUCAGCUUCGAAGAUGGAUUGGAAGCAACAUUUAGAUGCCUUUAUAGAUCUAGAAGCUCGCUACUCAAUGUUUUCUCCUGCUAAUCUGGCAGUUGUUAUUCCAUAUGCUGUAAAUUGUAUAUACACAGUUUUGUAGUUAUGUGAGAAAUAUACAAUCUUCCAGCGAUUGGUUAUACAUCAAUGUCAUGUCUCUUUCUCUCUAUAUAUAUCUAUAUAUUAUAUUAUACAUGAAUAUUGCCAUAAACUGUGCAGUAGGACUGUAAUUCAAAUACCUGAAU